AUGGAUAACCAAGAAAAACCAAUGAAAUUACAAUUGAAAGACGUAGCAGCCUUCGUCACAGAGUUCGAUGGCAAAAACAUAUCACCUAUGGAAUACAUCUCCAUGUUAAAAGAAUUAAAGGAUAUUAUAGACGACAUCGAUGAGAGAAAUCUUACAAAACUAUUAAAAAUAAAAAUUAAAGGUGAAGUAAAAGAAGCCAUAAGAGGAAGCAAAGUGGAAAAUAUAACAGACCUAAUCAAUGCAAUCAGAACUCUAUACCCCAUCAAAGAAGACAUACACGCAUUAUAUGCAAAAGUUCGUCAGAUAUCACAAGAAGAAGAUGAAUCAGUUGUACACUAUACUAACAGAAUACGACAAUUAGUAUUGAGAAUAAAAGAACUAAAUAAAUGGGAAGACACUACAGCAAUAGAACGAACACAAUUCGAAGCUACACUAGACAAAGAAGCAGCUAAAAGCUAUAGAAAAGGAUUAAAAGCAGAAAUUAGAUAUGAAAUAGGCCCAGGAACCACAGUACAAGAAAUGUCGACAAGGGUAAUAGACAUCGAAAGCGACAUAGAAAAAAGGAAAUACACAACAAAACCAAAUAGAAACUAUACAUAUUCCAACAAUAAAGAAGAAUUUCAGGAAACAAAAAUUCUCACAUGUCAAAUAUGCAGAGAAUUUUCACAUGAAGCUCUAUUUUGUCGCACGGCAGCCUGCGUAUAUGGUAAAGGAACAGAUCAUUUCUUGAAUAGUUGCAAGAGAGUGCCAAAGAAAAUUAAUCUAAUAUGCAAAUUCUGUAGCCAACCAAGCCAUUCAAUAAGUGCCUGUCGUUUAAAUAAAAGACAAAAUAUACACUGCCAACAUUGUCAAAAAAUGGGACAUGAAGUAGAUCAAUGCCCACACAUCAGUAACUACGAAGCAUGCUGGAAAUGCAACGAAACAGGACACAACCCAAUAAAUUGUAAGAAUGACCAAACUUCAAAACAAAACAAAUGUGAAAAUUGGGAGAAGAUUGGACAUACAAUGCAACAAUGCCCGGAAGUAAUAUGCAGAAAGUGCAAUAAUAUGGGCCACCUCGUAAAAGAUUGUAAAGCAGGAGAAAUAAAAAAGUCCCUAUACAAAAUAUGUGCUAUCUGUGAAGAAGUAGGCCACGAACAAGACACCUGUGACCAAGUAAAAAUCAUGUUCACAGAAUUCAAAGCUAAACAGUAA
Molecule: messenger RNA, 1194 nt
Organism: Phymastichus coffea
Lineage: Eukaryota; Metazoa; Arthropoda; Insecta; Hymenoptera; Eulophidae
Product: zinc finger CCHC domain-containing protein 7-like
Exons: 1
Coding region: 1-1194 (397 amino acids)
Molecular function (GO): nucleic acid binding; zinc ion binding
Source: RefSeq, a predicted model, not a curated record